Messenger RNA from Danio aesculapii, 2535 nucleotides. RefSeq names its product gastrula zinc finger protein XlCGF57.1-like. The record is from RefSeq and is a predicted model, not a curated record. NCBI's taxonomy places the organism in Eukaryota, Metazoa, Chordata, Actinopteri, Cypriniformes, Danionidae. The transcript has 3 exons. Bases 118 to 1335 code for a protein of 405 amino acids. Gene Ontology annotation, molecular function: DNA-binding transcription factor activity; RNA polymerase II cis-regulatory region sequence-specific DNA binding. Gene Ontology annotation, biological process: regulation of transcription by RNA polymerase II.
UGUGACGUCAUAAGGUUGCGCCACUACUGCGCUGUGAAUCAACUGGAGAAAGGAUAAAGUGUCCAAACGCAGAGAAAAACUCCCGCUGAAGCGACUGAUCUCCACACUGUUAUAAAGAUGGCGUUUAUUAAAGAGGAGAGUGAAGAUGUGAAGAUUGAAGAAACAUUCACAGUCAAACAGGAAGAUCUGCAGGAACAAACAGACCUAAUUGAAGAGAAUGAGGGGAGUGAAGAGGAGGAACAUCAUGUCAAAAUUGAGGAAAAAACUCAUUUACAGACUGAUGGUAUUUUGAAAAGGAGAGACAAGAAUUGUUUCACCUGCACUCAGUGUGGGAAGAGUUUUGAAAGAAAAGGCGAUCUUAAGAUUCACAUGAUGAUCCACACUGGAGAGAAACCAUUUACUUGCACUCAGUGUGGGAAGAGUUUCAGCCAGUCAUCAUCCCUUAAUAAACACAUGACGGUCCACACUGGAGACAAACCAUUUACUUGUACUCAGUGUGGGAAGAGUUUCAGCCAGUCAUCAUCCCUUAAUCAACACAUAAGGAUCCACACUGGGGAGAAACCCUUUACUUGCACUCAGUGUGGGAAGAGUUUCAGUCAAUCAUCAUCCCUUAAUAAACACAUCACAGUCCACACUGGAGAGAAACCAUUUACUUGCACUCAGUGUGGGAAGAGUUUCAGCCAGUCAUCAUCCCUUAAACUACACAUGAGGAACCACACUGGAGAGAAACCUUUCACAUGCACUCAGUGUGGGAAGAAUUUCAGCCAGUCAUCUCACCUUAAUGAACACAUGAUGACCCACACUGGAGAGAAACCAUUCCCAUGCACUCAGUGUUGGAAGAGUUUUAACUACUUAUCACACCUUAAUCAACACAUGAGGGUCCACACUGGAGAGAAACCUUUCACAUGCACUCAGUGUGGGAAGAGUUUCAGCAUAUCAUCAUCCCUUAAUCUACACAUGAGGAUCCACACUGGAGAGAAACCAUUCACAUGCACUCAGUGUGGGAAGAGUUUUAACUACUCAUCACACCUUAAUCAACACAUGAGGAUCCACACUGGAGAGAAACCAUUCACAUGCACCCAGUGUGGGAAGAGUUUCAGCAUAUCAUCAUCCCUUAAUCUACACAUGAGGAUCCACACUGGAGAGAAACCAUUCACAUGCACUCAGUGUGGGAAGAGUUUUAACCGCUCAUCAAACCUUUAUCAACAUAUUAGGAUCCACACUGGAGAGAAACCAUUUGUUUGCACUCAGUGUGGGAAGAGUUUCAGCCAAUCAUCGUCCCUUAAUAAACACAUAACGGUCCACACUGGAGAGAAACCAUUCACAUGCCCUUAAGCCGCUGUCACACUGGACUUUUUUCCCCAUAGACUUCCAUUCAUACGCAGGCAAAUGCAUCAGACCAGAAAUGCAAGUUUGCGCAUCAAGUUUCGCAGUUCACUGCCUUGCAAAGUUCAAGCUUUGUGAACUCUGACCUGCGAAAUCGCAUUACUUGACUAUGAGACCAAUCGAACAUCAAAACAUGACCUCUCUGGACAGAAAUGUAAAAUAUGGACCAAUCGCUUACUUUUUUUAAUGUCUAAUCAUCUUGUUUAAUCCUGUCCCUUUUUGCGGUGCCGUACAACAGAAUUUUAGAACUGGGUAUAUAAAAGUUGUUGUGCUAGCUACCCCAGGACGCCGUGGCUACUCAGGAGUCCUCAUGCCACCUGCCAUCUCAUUGACUCUUUAACCUUAUGGUUUUGUUUUGCAUUACUUGUCAUGUAGUUAAAGUGUUGUUGUGAUUAUAUCCUAAGUUCUUUAUCUUCAUUAUUAUCCCUAGACAUUUGUUGGUUGCUUUGAUUGUUCUAUGAGUUACAUUUUAUAAAAAAUAAUUUGCAUUCAGGCUUUUUUAUUGGCUCAUCUCUCUUUCAUGUUGUGACUCAAACAAGGGGGUCAUGUCUCCGGUUGUAUCCGAGAUCUUGUCCUUUCAGUCAUGACCAUAGGUGAGAGUAGGAACCUUGAUUGAGAACAUUACCUUUUGUCUAACAUUGUCUUUUGCUCCUUCACCACAACAAACAAUCACAUCAGCUGCAUUACUGCUGCCGCUGCACUGAUCUAUCUUUUAAUCUCACAUUCCAUUCCUCAUGAAAAAAAAAAUGCAGGUACUUGAACUCCAUUUGGGGUAAGAACUCUACUCCAAAUUGGAGAUGGCCACCUUUUUCCAGUCAAGCACGAUGGUUUCUGAAUUACAGGUGCUGUUUCUUUCUCUGCCAUCACAAUCAGCAGCAAACCGUCCCAAUUCAUGAUGAAGGUCCAUGUCCUAUGAAGCCAAAAGGACAACAUUAUUUGCAAAUGGCAGAGACAGUCCUAGCCUGCACCUUCAAUUUUGUCAGUAAAAAUUAUAUUUUUGAGAUCAGCCUCAAAAAUAACACAUUUACAAAUUUAAAUGAAUAAAUAGAUCAGGCAUGUCCAAGUUCGGUCCUGGAGGGCUGGUGUCCUGCAAAGUUUAGUUCCAACCCCAAUUAGACACACCUGGGCUAGCUAAUCAAGCUCUAAAGC